Messenger RNA from Sordaria macrospora k-hell, 630 nucleotides. RefSeq lists its product as uncharacterized. The record is from RefSeq and is a predicted model, not a curated record. Lineage: Eukaryota; Fungi; Ascomycota; Sordariomycetes; Sordariales; Sordariaceae.
AUGUCCAGCAGCGGUUUCUCCAACGCUGAUACUGGCAACAAGCCGGCCGACCCCUACAAGCAGGCCAACCUCGACACCGAGGUGCCUCUGGAGCAAAAGAUCAAGGACCUCGCUGGCUUCAUGACCAGCAACAAGUUUAGCAUGAUGACCACUCGUGAUUCCAAGACGGGAUAUCUCCUGUCCCGCUGCAUGGCACUGGCCGCUACCGAAUCCGGUGGCAUCGACCUACUCUUCCACACCAACACCGAGUCCGGCAAGACGGACGACCUCAAGUCGGACGAGCACAUCAACAUCUCGUUCCUCAACAGCACGACGGGCGACUGGGCCUCAGUCAGCGGCACCGCCAGCAUCGUCACGGACCGCGACCUGGUCAAGAAGCACUACAGCCCCCAGCUCAAGGCCUGGUUCGGUGAUCUGGGCGACGGCGUCCAUGACGGCGGCCCGGAGGACCCCCGCGUCGGUGUCAUUCGCGUCAAGAUGACGACCGCUCACUAUGCCAUUUCGACCAAGAACAUUGUUGGCAAGGUUGCCGAUGUGGCGCAGGGCGCCAUCACGGGGAAGCCGGCGUCGGUGAACAAGUUGCGCGAGAUUAGCGAGCAGGAGGUCCGGUCUUGGAGGUCGUCGCACUAA